Filobasidium floriforme is the source of this 2039-nucleotide messenger RNA. RefSeq lists its product as uncharacterized. Gene Ontology annotation, cellular component: cytoplasm. The record is from RefSeq and is a predicted model, not a curated record. Bases 150 to 1925 code for a protein of 591 amino acids. The transcript has 5 exons. Lineage: Eukaryota; Fungi; Basidiomycota; Tremellomycetes; Filobasidiales; Filobasidiaceae.
GAGAUCGUCCCAUAUCGCAAUCGCUAUACCGGCAGGACGAUCAAAGGAACUCUUGAACCCAUACCUUUUUCCAUCAACCACCGACCACAUCCACCACAGUUGAACACCAUCAAGUACAUACCAGCUGAAACAAGUACUUCGAAUCUGUCAUGGGCAACCAACAAUCAUCUACAGGGGGUACCCCCUCUUCUCCCGGCCGGUCGACCCCGGGUCACGUCUCCCCCGCCAACCAGACCGACCCAACAGGCCCCUCUUCUCAACUCGGAGCAGGUAGCGGGCAUAAUAUUAACAACUCUUCCAUCUCUUCCUCGUCGUCUCGACCACUCGCCGGCGGGGUAUCCUCCUUGUUCGGGGGGAGGGAUAGGUCCGGAUCGACUUCGUCCACCAUUGGUCGGUCCAAGUCGAAUUCCGUCUCCUUGCCCUCUCCACCGACCCCUCCAGGCCUGAUCGACGGGGGUCAUCUCCACCCUCAGGGUCUCUAUUCUCUCCGUCCGGCAGCACAGGACUAUUCUCAUCCGGUCGUCAAGGGGUUGAUCAUCGAGAAGAAGCUCGCACCGUUCUAUCGCGGGUUGGAGGAUUACGAAGACGAUUGGACGGACGAACAAGUCGGACAAGGGUUGAAGGAGGUCAGACAGGCUCAGGCAGCUCAGGCUGAACAGGAAGCGGCGGACGAGUUGGCAAAUGCUGCGGGGACGACCAUGUCCCUACCCACCGCCUCUGGUUCUUCAUCCUCCUCCUCGGCCAUCCCGGCGACGACGACGGCGGGGUCGAUAAGAAAGGGCUUGAAGAUCGCAGUCGGAGGGAAAGAUAAAAAGGAAGAAAAGGAGCGUGCGGCCGAGAGGGAGAGGAAGGAGACGAGGGCUUACAAGGGAGCGGUGGAGUGUCCGAUCUGUUUCUUGUACUACCCGCCCAACAUCAACACCUCGCGGUGCUGCGAACAACCCAUCUGUACGGAAUGUUUCAUCCAGAUCAAACGCGCCGAGGCGACCAUCACGCACCUGGAGAGCGAACCGGCGGCCUGUCCAUAUUGUAUGGAGACGGAUUUCGGGGUGAUUUACGAGGUUCAGAAGAUCGCCCGUCCAGAGACGCUCAUGGCCACCUCGCCUUCAUCGGCUGACAAUGUCGUCGACCCCCGUGCAGACGGGCAGACUCCGAGGAGAAAGAGUGUCUCGUCGAAAUCCAAAGCCGUGGUCACGAUCGAUCAGAUCAGGCCGGAUUGGGAGGACAAGUUGAACGCCGUCAAGGCGCAGGCGGCGAGGAGGGCUAGUAGGAGGAUCAUCAUGCAUCGGGUCGGUGACAGAUUGAUACCGGUCGGAUACACGUCGUCCAGGACGUCGGUACCCGGAACCGAUACGGGACCGAUCACGACCGAGAUGACACAGGAAGCGUUCCAACAGUUCAUGGCGGCCGCCGCCGGAGGACGAGGUGUACGGAGCGGGAGCGUGUCGGGAUCACCCGGCUCGGGUGGGGCGAGGAGGUCCAGCAGGCGAGGAGAGAGGGAAGGUGUGAACGACCUCGAAGAGAUGAUGUUGAUGGAGGCGAUGCGCUUGUCCAUGCUCGAACACGAAGAGCAGCAGAAGAGGGAGGCCGAGGCGAAGAGAAAGGCUGAGCAACAGCAAGGAAGUGCAGGAGAGCCCUCGACCGACGCUUCUGGAUUCCUCCAGCCUCGUCCCGCUUCCAAUACGUCCUCAUCGGCCUCGUCGAUGCGGAACGUCGGAUCGGUACCGGGUCCACAACCCGGACCUUCUGCGCUGGGGCACGUACCACAUACCGGAGGUCUCCUCGCCCAACCCGCUGAAAGCAGUCCGCUCACUGGGACCCCAAUCACCAGAUCCGAGGUCGACGUCCGGCAACCGCAACGGCCCGAUCUCAUCAACCUCGAUUCGGAUGCCGCUAUCGAUCCGGCGGCAUACAGGAGGAACUAAAGACGGUCUUUGCAAUAUAUACACGGGGCUUUUGAUCGAAACCAGGUCGUUCCCGCCCAUUUCUCCUUUCCUCUUUCUUCCAUCUCGUCCGGCAAUCUGGAGCUCUACAAACUG